AUGACGAUAUCCACCAAGCCCGCCGGCGACGGGCUGCGCCGCCGUCGCAAUUCCCCGCCGCCCCCAAAAUCCGAACCCGCCACGCCCACGCACGACGAUCCCUCCGCGAAGCUCAAGCCCUCGCACCCCUACUCCUCCUUCCUAACGGUGCACGUGACGUGGGUGGAUUGGCUCAUCUGCGCCUUUCUGCUCCUUGGCGCCCUGGCCGUGCGCUUCUACCGUCUGGCCAAGCUCGACGUCGUCAUUUUUGACGAGGUCCACUACCUCAACUUCGGCACCUUUUUGCUCUCCAACAAGUACUUCUUCGAUGUCAACCCUGUGUUCGGAAAGAUGGCCAUCGCCUACGUCGGCAAGCUCAUGGGCCUCGCCCCCCUCCCGCGCUUCACCGCGCUCGGGGAGCACGUGCCGGCCGCCCAGGCGUUUGCGGCGCGCGCCCCGGCCGCCCUGUUCGGCGCCUUUACCGUCCCCAUUUUCUACCGCGUCUGUCGCCUGCUGAGGCUCAGCAUGUAUGCAAGCGUGCUUGGCGCGCUCUUCAUCUUGUUUGACAUGAUGCAUGUCAUCCAAUCGAGGAUCGCCAUGGUGGACUCCGUGCUCGUGUUUUUCACCUGCGUUGCGUUUUAUAGCGCGCUGCUGCUGUGGGACGCGAAGAACGUGGUGGUGAUCAAGGGGAGGAGCGUAUCCAUGUUGGACACGGCGUAUGUGUUGUUGUAUCUUGUGUUGACGGGGAUUUGCUGCGGGCUUUGCGUGUCGGUUCGCUGGACGGCGUUUGCGACACCCGCGCUGAUAUUUACGGUGAGUCUUUACGGGGUGAACCCGUUUUGUAAGGAGCCGCUCAACGUGCUGGAGCUCGCCGUGCUGUACGGGACGGCGGUGGCGUCAUACAUGGGGUCGUUUGCAUUGUUCUUGUUGAAUGUGAAUGAGUCUGGGCCGGGGGACGGGUUUAUGUCGGCCGAGUUUCAAAAGUGCUUGGUGGGGAGCAAACAUUGGGAAGGGGGAGAGGGAUGCGGGAUGUCGAUGUGGGCGCGCAUCAUAGAAGUGAACCGUGUGAUCUUCCAGUACUCCAAGGGGAUCCGCGGAAAGGACAAGUGGGGCUCGUCUUGGUUCCAGUGGAUCGUGAACUGGCGCGGGGCGUUGUACCACCGCGAGGUAGUCGGGGAAGGGGCGGAAGAAAAAGUGAGCCUGAUCUACAUGUUGAUGAACCCGGUGAUGACGCUGUGCAUCGACGUGCUGAUGCUGGUGUUCAUCGGGGCGCUGUUCUACACUGUGCGGUACCGCAAGGAGCUGCGGACGACAGAAGCGCUGAAGGAGCACUUGCGGCGCGGGGGGGCGCUGUUUUUCGCAUGGGUGGGCAGCAUGCUCCCCACGAUGGUAGUGUACCGGUCCGGCCCCGUGUACCAAUAUCUGCCCGGGCUUUUCUUCGCGCAGGCGCUCGGGGCGCUAGGGUUUGACCUGAUUCCGCGGCGCAUGCGCGGCAUGGCGUUUGCAAUCAUCGCGGCGGGUAUCGUCGGGGCGUACGUGUACUGGGGCGUGUGGGUGUACGGGUUGCCUUUGCCGCAUACGGAACACGUGAAACGGAGAUGGUUGCCACGGUGGGACUAAUAGAGGGGGGCAGGGUUUAUGGAUGGAAGUGAUUAGUUAGGCGGGAUGGACGGGUGCGUAAAGAGGAAAAAUAUAUGUUUCUGGAGGGAUUUUUUUUACGAAA
Chondrus crispus (carragheen) is the source of this 1702-nucleotide messenger RNA. RefSeq names its product Dolichyl-phosphate-mannose--protein mannosyltransferase, family GT39. Bases 1 to 1599 code for a protein of 532 amino acids. Gene Ontology annotation, biological process: protein O-linked glycosylation. Gene Ontology annotation, molecular function: mannosyltransferase activity. Gene Ontology annotation, cellular component: membrane. NCBI's taxonomy places the organism in Eukaryota, Rhodophyta, Florideophyceae, Gigartinales, Gigartinaceae. The record is from RefSeq and is a predicted model, not a curated record. The transcript is spliced from 2 exons.